AUGCUAGCCAAGCUGCGCGGCUUCACUCUGACUCACCGGUACCUCUACCUGGCUGUAGGUGGCUGUGUGCUGGCCUCAGUCACCAUGGGUCCGUACAGCAGCAUAGUGCUUGUCCCUGCGCUCAGCUCCGCUCUCCUGGCCUAUGCCCUGCAGCCGCAGGAUGUUCACCCAUGGAUGCUGGGCAUUCACAUGUGCUGGCAGACCUUCUGGCAUCUCAGCAUCCAGUACAGCGAGUACUGGCUGCAGGAGUCGUGUGACGGCAGGCUGCUCCUGGCAGUGUCCGCACUGAUGCUGCUCACCCAACGUGCGACAUCCAUGUCCAUGGACCUCCAGGAGGGCAAGGUCCUGCCCCCGCUGUCGGGGGGUGCUGUGCUAGGCAGGGCCUGUGCUGUGCUGCCUUACCUCAGUUACAGCCUCUACUUCCCUGCCCUGCUGGGGGGGCCCCUGUGCUCCUUUGCCCAGUUCGUGCACUUCGUGGAGCAGAGUGCCAGCAGCCGCCCUCCCUCACCGCUGCGGGACAUUCUCUCCAAGGCUCUCUCAGUGGCAUCUUUGGAAUGGGCUAGGCGCCUCCUCAGAGACCUCCUCAUCUCCUACUCCCCAAGUCUCGGGUGUCUCGGUCAGGUGCUGUGGGUGUGGACCUUGUCCGUGGCUUUGAGGAUGAGGUACUACUCGCACUGGGCCUUGAGCGACUGUCUGAACAACGCAGUGGGGCUUGGAUUCAGUGGCUACAGUCAACACGGGACCCCUCUGUGGGACGGCCUUUCAGACGGAGAGCCAUGGAUGGUGGAACCAUCUAGCCGGCUCUCUCAGUUCACUCGUAAGUGGAACAGAACCACAGCCGCCUGGCUACGCAGACUGAUCUUCCAGAGGUACAGAACCACACCGCUAGCGCUAACCUUUGCCUUUUCUGCCUGGUGGCAUGGGUUGCACCCCGGUCAGGUAGUGGGCUUCAUGGUCUGGGCGGCCGCCGUGCAAGCAGACUACCGAAUCCACAACUACUUGCGCCCCCUGGUGGAUUCUCGGGGGAAGAAGCUGGUUUAUACAUGUCUGAGUUGGGUACUUACACAGCUGGUAAUUGCAUGCAUCAUGAUUGCGGUGGAGUUUCGCAGUGUUGUGUCUUUAUUAUUGCUGUGUAGAAUGCAUGCAUGCUUGUUUCCGCUGAUAUAUAUACUGACACCUUUUCUUAUGAAACGGCAGUAAUCCAUCCCUCCAUCCAUCGUCCUGGACAGGAUCUUGGUGGGAGGGGCACGGCUGUGGUGUAUGUUCAAAGUAAACAGUAUGCAGGGUAAAUUUUAGUUAAAGCAUGAU
This is a messenger RNA of Paramormyrops kingsleyae, 1308 nucleotides long. It is a transcript of the gene mboat4, whose product is annotated as membrane bound O-acyltransferase domain containing 4. Gene Ontology annotation, biological process: lipid modification; peptidyl-serine octanoylation. The record is from RefSeq and is a predicted model, not a curated record. Gene Ontology annotation, molecular function: serine O-acyltransferase activity. Gene Ontology annotation, cellular component: endoplasmic reticulum membrane. NCBI's taxonomy places the organism in Eukaryota, Metazoa, Chordata, Actinopteri, Osteoglossiformes, Mormyridae.